Plasmodium inui San Antonio 1 is the source of this 636-nucleotide messenger RNA. RefSeq lists its product as hypothetical. The transcript has 3 exons. The record is from RefSeq and is a predicted model, not a curated record. NCBI's taxonomy places the organism in Eukaryota, Apicomplexa, Aconoidasida, Haemosporida, Plasmodiidae. Bases 1 to 636 code for a protein of 211 amino acids.
AUGAGAUUCACGCACCAAUUUAGUAAGCAGUUCCGUUCAUGCAUUUAUGUCAUUUUUCUCCUCGUGUUAUCUGUAAUAGGAAUUAAGCUCCUCAAGUACCUCAAAAAAAAGUAUCCCCGAUUUUUAAGCAACCACAAAAUUGUUCAGCAGUGCAGCAAAAUCAUCACGCGGAAUAAUAUCUUCCCGCACAACCUGUUGUACAGGAUCGUCAAAUACGGCAUCAUCAGCAAAAACCACUAUGAGGACAAGAUUAUCCACAGGAAGAAUGCCUCCUUCUAUUACUUGAGAAGGGCAAUCUUCUUUCUACACAACUAUAAAUUCGUGCACAUAAAAAAGAAGCUCAACUGUCUGUUUAUUCGAAACAACAUCACGGACAUACGAAACUUAAAACACCUGACGUACAAGAAAGUCAUCCAGUUUAAGAAGGACAUGAACGUCUGCCUAGUGGAAGCCUACAACUCAUUCAAUUAUAAAAACAAAAAAGAACUCCUCUAUAUAUACUUCAAAUUAUAUUCCAAGAUAUUUUUUUUCUUUCAGAGUGAGAACAUUUACUUCUUUCAUUUCCUCACCCAUGUGUUGUUGGUCUCUUGGGUGUACACGCCGUUAAGUCAGUCCUUGCAUGGAGAGGAUGGCUAG